Molecule: messenger RNA, 354 nt
Organism: Rhodotorula toruloides NP11
Lineage: Eukaryota; Fungi; Basidiomycota; Microbotryomycetes; Sporidiobolales; Sporidiobolaceae
Exons: 5
Coding region: 1-354 (117 amino acids)
Source: RefSeq, a predicted model, not a curated record
AUGCUCGCACACACCACUCUCCGCUCAGCCGCCAUCCCGCGCGCAUCCCUCGCAAACCCCCGUCUCGCCCGCACCUACGCCCAGCAAAACGGCCCCGCCGCGCAGGAGCCGAUCAACCAGGAGCGAGGCCCGUCCCGCACGCCCUUCUACAUCGGCGCAGCGCUCGUCAUCCUUGUUGGAGGGUACUUCAGCGGUGUCUUUGCUACGCCCCCUACACCCGCCGUGAAGAACAUGCAGGUCGCCAUGCACCCCAAGACGGAGGACGCCAAGAUGGCUGCUGGAAUCCGCGAAGACCCGAAGGACGAGCCUCACAAGGCUGGCGGAGACUUGAAGGGCCGCAACCCUCCCAAGUAA